Molecule: messenger RNA, 431 nt
Organism: Chara braunii
Lineage: Eukaryota; Viridiplantae; Streptophyta; Charophyceae; Charales; Characeae
Source: the annotation of a GenBank genome assembly
GAAUGUGUGGGCACUUGGAGUGGAACCACACAAACGUGGUUACCCUUGUAUUUUCUAUUAUAUCUUAGUUAUCUAAACCUUUUUGUUAUGGAUGCAGACGAGGGCGAUGAAGAGGAAAAGCGGAGCAGUGACAACACAGAGCGCAACGCGGAUGAAGAAGAGGGAGAUGAAGACGGAAGGGGCGCGGAUGAGACAGAGAUGUCCGAAGACUGCUUGAAGGACAUUCUCGCGACACUCACGAGGCUGAUGACGAGGACGGGAGGAGCAGCGAUGGCACAGCGCAAGACGAGGGCGGUGACGGGGCAGACGAAGACGAGAGGGAAUCCGAACGUGGCGGCGAGGGGGGCGCAGCUGACGCGCUCCCGAUCGACAGACAAGUAGUGAGGCACUAGAACAUAGUUCAAAAAGGUAAACAAAAUGUGUUGUAGUUG